Pistacia vera is the source of this 1421-nucleotide messenger RNA. RefSeq names its product secoisolariciresinol dehydrogenase. The transcript is spliced from 3 exons. NCBI's taxonomy places the organism in Eukaryota, Viridiplantae, Streptophyta, Magnoliopsida, Sapindales, Anacardiaceae. The coding region runs from base 82 to 984 and encodes 300 amino acids. Gene Ontology annotation, molecular function: oxidoreductase activity. The record is from RefSeq and is a predicted model, not a curated record.
UAUCAACUACUUCCCAUUACCCAAAAACUGAAGUAGCCCCUACUCUCCGUCUGCCUGUGCUGUGCGUUUCCAUCUGCCAGUAUGCUCAGAAGAGGGUUAGGUAAAAAUUUGUCCAUUUCAAGUGAUUCUCUUGCUCAGAGCUUAAACAGGGGAUUCUCCACCGAGACUGGAAGAAAGCUAGAAGGAAAGGUAGCGCUGAUCACUGGAGCAGCAAGAGGCAUAGGAAAAGCAACUGCUGCAAAAUUUAUCGACAAUGGUGCCAAAGUUGUUGUAGCUGAUAUCGAUCAACACAUUGGUGAAGAAACAGCAAAAGAACUUGGAGCCAACGCCGCUUUCAUUGCUUGUGAUGUCACUAAUGAAUCAGAUAUCUCUAAUGUUGUUGAUUUUACAAUCUCUAGACACGGCAAACUUGACAUCAUGUACAACAAUGCAGGGGUAGCCUGCAACACUCCCCCAAGUAUUGUGGACCUUGACCUUCAAGUUUUUGAUAGAGUGAUGGGCAUCAACAUGCGAGGAGUGGUAGCUGGGAUCAAACAUUCAUCUCGUGUGAUGAUCCCUCGUAGAAGUGGGUCCAUUCUAUGCACAGCCAGUGUAACAGGAGUAAUGGGUGGGCUAGCACAGCAUACAUACUCUGUCUCCAAGUCAGCUGUUAUAGGAGUUGUCAAGUCUAUGGCAGCUGAGCUAAGCAGCUACGGAAUCAGGAUUAAUAGCAUAUCACCUUUUGCCGUUCCAACUAGAUUUGUGCUGGAAGAAAUGAGUCGGCUUUAUCCUGGUGUUGAUGCUUCGCGAUUUACUGAAAUGGUUCAAAAUACUGGGGUGCUAAAAGGUGCAAACUGUGAACCCAUUGAUAUAGCUAAUGCUGCACUCUAUCUUGCAUCUGACGACGCCAAGUAUGUUAGUGGGCAUAAUUUGAUGGUAGAUGGAGGUUUUACAUCGUUUAAGACUUUUAAAUUCCCUGCACAUGCACCUGAUUCGGUGCAGUAGAGUUAAUUGUCAAAUGCUAUUAGAGGAAUAUUGCAAUCACAAACACAGCCUUCCACUUAAGGAUGUAAUUUAGAUUGCCCAUGAUGUCUUACUGCAAGUCCUAGAACACCAUUAGGUGAAAUCAUAUUCGUUUUCUACACCUUAUUCCUAUCAAGUAAUUUGGCAGAGCCAUUUCAACACCAGCUCAAUUAUUUUACCAAGUUUAGAAAGCAGUCGUCUACAAAUAAACAUUUUAUUUCUUGGAAAACUAUUAAGUUCAGAAUUUUCAGGUGAAAGUUUCAGCUAAUCAUCUCGAAACAAAUAUUCUCAUAGUAUUUUCAAUUGUUUCUGGAAGUGUAAAGGCAAUUUAUAUGUUUUUUGAUAUCCAAUCAUUCUUCCGUUUGAGGAAAUAUUCCAUUUACUUUUAAGCGAGUGAUGCAUGUAAUAACCAAUCUAAA